CACUCGGCGCGCGCACUCAGUGGAAGGAGGUUAGCGUUCGGUCGUGUCGUCAACAGUCAGACGCUCUGCGUUCGCGCACCCCGGCCUAGCGCCAGCACCGCGGUUUUGGACUGUCUAGAUAAAAAUGAUAUUCCUUUUUUAAAUUUUUCGUUUUGACGUUCGUGUAAAUCGCGCCCUACAAACUUUAUUGUUGCGAGUUCUAAAUAAUCAUUCAAAAUGGUGAGUGGAAAUAAAAGCCCGAGCGAUCCCAUGAAAAUUCCACCGAAAAAUCGUGAAAAGAAAACCAACAAUUACAAAAGAGCAAAUUUUUUUUCGAAAACAUGGUUCAUGUGGAUGAUGCCGACGUUCUGGCGAGGCUACAAGAGGGACCUAUAUGACGCCGAUCUCACGAAACCUAAAGAAAACCAUCAUUCGGAUAAGCUCGGCGAUCGUUUGGAAAAGAAAUGGCUAGAAGAAAUCGCUUUAGCAAGCAAGCAGGGACGAAAACCGUCUCUUCUGCGUGCAAUGACCAAGACAUUCUGGUUGAGUUAUGCUCCUUCCGGUGUCAUGUUCCUGAUACAGGCUCUCAUCCUCAAACCUUUCCAGCCUGUAGCGUUAAGUAUGAUGUUAACCUACUGGGAACCAGGUUCCACUAUGACUUACCAGGAAGCCAUAUACUGCGCAUUAGCCGUCAUCUUCAUGUCACUAAUGAUCGCUUUUCUGAACCAUCACGGCACCUACUCCACUCAACAGUUUGGAAUGAAAGUGCGCAUUGCUGCGUGUUCACUCAUCUACAGAAAGGUAAUGCGGAUGAGCUCCGGUGCCCUAGCCCAGACCACGGCUGGACAAGUGGUAAAUCUUUUGUCGAAUGACGUGAACCGGUUUGACUACGCAUUCAUCUACACUCACUUCAUCUGGCUGCUUCCUCUGCAAGUGGUUUUAGUCUGCUAUCUGAUAUACCUCAAGAUCGGUUAUGCAGCUAUAGUGGGAGUGGUCGGUAUUGUGCUGCAGACUAUACCUGUUCAAUCUUAUAUGAGUAAACUGGCGGCACGAUUGAGAAUGAAGACAGCUGGCAAAACAGAUGAAAGAGUGCGAAUUAUGGACGAAAUUAUUAACGGAAUGCAGGUUAUCAAAAUGUAUGCCUGGGAAAAGCCAUUUGAACAAGUGGUGGCCAUGGCCCGCAAGAAUGAAAUUAGCUGUAUCACGUCUGCUUCCUACCUUCGAGGGGUCUACCUCAGUUUCAUGGUGUUCACAGAGAGAUUGACUUUGUAUACAACUCUGCUUUCAUAUUCAUUAUUCGGUUAUCAAGUUACAGCAGACAUUGCUUUCCCGAUGGCACAAAUGUUCAACAUCCUCCAAGCUUCAUUAUCUAUUGUGUUGCCAAUGAGUCUUUCUAUGUCACUAGAGUCUUAUGUCUCCGUUCUUCGUAUACAAGAUCUUUUAUUAUUGGAUGAACGAGAAGAUCUCCGAAGUGUAGCAGGCGUUGAUAUCGCAAAGCUUGUGGAAAACGUGGAAAAUAAGAAAAUGAAAAACUUACGUGAGUUGGAUCUCUGCCCGAACACAUUCAAAAAAAUUGACGAAGAAGGCAUUUACAAUCCAGGUUUUGACUGCAACGAGAAAGGAUUGAUUGCCACAUCACAACGUGCUAUACCUUUUAAUUCUGACGAUGGCAUCGUCAUCCAAGAUGUAUCUGCCCAAUGGAUAGAAAAUGGACCUGUGAUAUUACGUCAUGUUAAUAUUAAUAUUCCCAAAGGAAAACUAUGCGCAAUCAUUGGUUCAGUUGGAUCUGGGAAAAGCUCAAUUCUACAUUUACUAUUAAAUGAAUUACGUGCGACAAGUGGCCGAAUAUAUCUUUCCGGACCCUUGUCCUAUGCUUGCCAAGAACCCUGGUUGUUCGUCGCUUCUGUUCGGCAGAACAUAUUAUUUGGUUUACCUUACAAUCCUAAAAAAUACAAAGAGGUUGUAAGGGUGUGUGCACUACAAAAAGAUUUCCAACAGUUUCCUCACGGAGACCAAACGCUAGUUGGAGAGAGAGGUGCCUCUUUAUCUGGUGGUCAAAGGGCACGUAUUAAUUUAGCAAGAGCAGUAUAUAGACAAGCGGACAUAUAUCUUUUAGAUGACCCGCUAUCAGCCGUGGACGCACAUGUUGGCCGUCAAUUGUUUGACGAAUGCAUUAACGGAUAUCUACGUCACACAACGCGCAUUCUUGUUACUCAUCAGUUACAUUACCUUAAGGCUGCCGACUAUAUAAUUAUUAUGAAUAACGGAUCAAUAGAAGCUCAAGGCACGUUUAAUGAAUUAAUGUAUUCGGGCAAAGACUUCGCCAAAUUGUUAUCAGCAAGUCAGGAGGACGAUACCAACCCUGAUGUAGAAAAACCUCCCCCGAUGUCCAGAAGAACUUCCGCCAGAUUGUCCACGACAAGACGACCUUCACUCGCUGAAUCAACAACUGGUUGUGAAAUGCCAGUUCAAGAAUUGGAAGAAGAAGAAAGAGAAUCAGGUUCUAUGGGAUGGCAUGUCUAUGGUGCUUAUCUCAGAGCUGGGGGGAAAACUGGUCGCCUGUUGUUUAUGGUCAUCCUUCUGAUAAUCGGCCAACUAUCGGCUACACUAUGUGACUACUGGGUAACAUUCUGGACUAAUGAAGUAACACGUUCAAAAGAACGAGAAACCAACAGCUCAAACAAAGAUUACAAUGCAAUAGAAGCUCCUGAAAACAGCACAUUCAGUUUCACAAGUUACUUCUCGGGAAUUAAACCAGAAUCAAAUUUGAACAUUCAUGCCUACAUCGGUCCAUUGAACACCUCUCAGUAUUUGUACGUGUAUACGACGUUGAUUAUUUGCUGCAUAUUCUUCAUAACAGCCAGAGCCUUCAUGUUCUUCAAAGUUUGCAUGACUGCAUCACGCAACCUCCAUAACGAUAUGUUCCACUCCAUGCUUCGUGGUGUUAUGCGUUUCUUCGAUGCAAAUUCGUCAGGGCGUAUUCUUAAUCGCUUUUCAAAGGAUAUCGGUGCUUUAGAUGAACUACUGCCUCGUUUCCUUUUGGAAUGUAUUCAGAUUUACCUUGUGAUGUUCAGUAUAUUGACAUUAAAUGCUGCUGCGUUGGUCUGGACUCUGCUACCGACAACUAUUAUUCUUCUGUUGUUCUAUGUUAUUCUGCAAAUUUAUUUGAAAUCUGCGCAAUCUAUCAAACGAUUGGAAGGCACUACGAGGAGUCCUGUAUUUUCUCACAUGUCUGCUACGCUUAAUGGCAUAAGCACCAUAAGAUCUUCUGGAGCACAACAAAGGUUGAUCCAAGAAUUUGACAGAUUCCAAGAUAUACACACUUCUACAUGGAGUAGCUAUCUGGCAAGUGGUGUCACUCUCGGUUUUUGGUUGGAUUUCAUAUGCGUUCUCUAUUUGGCCAUCGUCAUUGUUGCUUUCCUCGUUAUUGACAGCAAAACAAUUUUCUCUGGCAAUGUCGGUCUAGCUAUUUCCCAAACGCUGAUUCUUACUGGAAUGCUGCAAUUUGGCGUCCGACAGACUGCCGAAGUUAUUUCUCAAAUGACAAGUGUAGAAAGAAUCCUACAAUAUACCCACAUUGAACGAGAAGCACAAUGGGAAAAAGGAGCUCAAGAGACACCUAAAGGCUGGCCCUCUAGAGGUCAAAUUGAAUUCCGCAAUUGCUUCAUGAAAUAUACGCCAGAAGACUUGCCAAUAUUAAAAAAUCUAAAUCUAGUUCUGGAAAGCGGUUGGAAAGUUGGUAUCGUUGGCAGGACGGGUGCAGGCAAAUCUUCGCUCAUUUCCUCAUUAUUCCGCCUCGCAAUUGUUGAAGGAGAAAUACUUAUUGAUGGAGUUGAUACUGGAAAGUUGGCUCUGCAGGAUUUAAGAUCUAAGAUAUCAAUCAUCCCACAAGAACCAGUUCUAUUUUCGGCGACAAUACGAUACAAUCUGGAUCCAUUUGACUCUUACGAUGACGAACAAUUAUGGAGAGCUCUUGAAGCAGUUGACCUAAAAGCUGCCAUACCAUCACUGGACUUCAAGGUAUCUGAAGGUGGAUCGAACUUCUCGCUGGGUCAACGGCAAUUGGUUUGUCUUGCUCGUGCUAUCCUGCGUGGUAAUCGAAUUCUUGUAUUGGAUGAGGCUACAGCUAAUGUAGAUCCGAAGACGGAUGAGUUUAUACAAAGAACCAUCAGAAAACGAUUCGCUGAUUGUACAGUAUUGACCGUGGCACAUCGACUAAAUACCAUAAUGGAUUCGGAUCGUGUGAUGGUAAUGGACGCAGGACGACUUGUAGAAUUCGAUCACCCGUACAAAUUGUUGAACAAUCCAGAAGGUUACUUCACAAAAAUGGUUAAAGAGACCAGUGAAAAAAUGUCUGCACAGCUUUACCAAAUCGCUAAGAAAACAUUCAUUGACAGCGGCGGUGUAGUAGAAUAGUGCAUUUAGUAAAACUAAUAAUGUUACAUGUAAUUUAAGUGACCUUAAUUAUAAUGAAAACUGCAGUUAGGUACUUAGCAUCAUACACUUAUUUAACCAAACUGCGCUCCAUUAGUUAUAGAAAAUGAAUACUUGUUGCCAUGUCUGUUAGGAAUUAAGCUAGUUUUCUAUAAAUGUUGUUGUAUAGUUUGCUUGAAGGUCAAGAUAGACAUGAAUUAGGCAUAUUAGUCGCUGCUUUGCGUGAUGGGCAGUAAGUGAAGUACGUGUUUUUAAGUAAGGUUACCUGUCGCUCUUGCGACAUUUUGUGAUGAGAUUGUAAAUAGUAAUUAUAGACCCCAAAGUAUUUCCGAUAGAAUUUUUGUUAUAAAAUAUUUUGAAAAUCGUAUUUAAUAUUUAUAUUGUAUCGGUCAUAUAAUAGGUAUUAUUAAUUUUGUAAAUAGAAGUGGCAAAAUUUUAAGCUCGCUUAUUAUUUAUCUGUAUG
Molecule: messenger RNA, 4876 nt
Organism: Colias croceus (clouded yellow)
Lineage: Eukaryota; Metazoa; Arthropoda; Insecta; Lepidoptera; Pieridae
Product: ATP-binding cassette sub-family C member 4-like
Exons: 25
Coding region: 217-4395 (1392 amino acids)
Biological process (GO): transmembrane transport
Cellular component (GO): membrane
Molecular function (GO): ATP hydrolysis activity; ABC-type transporter activity; ATP binding
Source: RefSeq, a predicted model, not a curated record